This is a messenger RNA of Coprinopsis cinerea okayama7#130, 2040 nucleotides long. RefSeq lists its product as hypothetical. Gene Ontology annotation, molecular function: protein binding. The record is from RefSeq and is a predicted model, not a curated record. NCBI's taxonomy places the organism in Eukaryota, Fungi, Basidiomycota, Agaricomycetes, Agaricales, Psathyrellaceae. The coding region runs from base 1 to 2040 and encodes 679 amino acids. The transcript is spliced from 10 exons.
AUGUCGAACACGAGGCUGUCGUACAUCCCUAGUGUAAUGCACGCCCUUACUGAUACUCCAGCCACGGUGUUCCAAGGCAACCAGAAACUGGAUUUAGCCCUCGGAGCUCCACCAUCGCGCGCGAGAGAACCGAAGGAAGCGCCCAAGGCGGCCAGAGGAAAAAACCGCAGCAGCCGAGCGUACGAACUUUUUCUUUGGAUGCCAGCCGAGGUGCUGCUCGAGAUUCUGGGUAAAGUGGACCCUGCGGAUCUUUUGCAACUCGCCCGCACAUCUUGGGGUCUGCGAGGCAUUUUGAUGAGCAAACGCUCCUCUCCGAUCUGGAAGACGUCUCUGGCGAGCGUAGAAGGGCUCCCUCCCUGUCCAGAGGACCUUGACCUGCCCCAAUGGGUCGAACUAGUCUUCGGUAAAUCCUGCCAUUUUUGUCACCGCAAUGUUCGCGCCAAGACUGUUUGGGAACUGCGCUUCAGAGGAUGCACAAACUGUCUAAAGGAAAGGUUCACGGUGUCGACGAUGGAGAAAGGCGUCGCUUUGGGGUAUAUGGCAGGAGCCCCUUCACUCACAUUCGGUAGCAAAUACCGUCGGUCUCGCGACGGGUGGUAUCAUGGGGAUACCUACGAGAAGUGGAAAGCCGAGUACAACGCAAUCCCAGAUCAUUCGGAACUUCAAAAGACCGCAUGGGUAGCAGGGAAAGCUUCUUGGAUGCAUCGCCGCAACUUGCAUGCUGUCCAAUGCAUCAACUGGGUUGAAGCAAGGGAGUCUGCCCGCCGAAAUGUCCUCGAAGCAGUUAAACGCGAAAGGAUGGACGACAUUCUGAGUCGAUUGAACGGAAAGGGAUUUUCCAAAGAGAUUGAUGCCCUUCGCGAUAGGGUGGAGUUUUGGACGGACAUUCGGCAGUUCUUGAAGGAGGACGUCACUGACCGUAUGUGGACGGACGUCGGAGCCUCAGUUGUCGCAUGCGCCAAGUUGCAUCAAAGCGAGAUCCUGCGCCAAAGGCGAAAGUCUGUCUUUGAAUCCCGCAUGAAACUUCUCACCGAGCUCCACCGCAAAUGCCACUUAGCUCAGCCUAUUAACGAUUUCUUCCUUUCAUACGGCGACCUGUUCCUGACACCGGAAGUUUCGCAGGUUAUUGAUCGAGCGGAUGUGUAUCAGGAACUGACAUUGGUUGACUUUGACCAUGUCGUUGCUAACAUCUCGCUCAUUGCAGCUCGAUGGGUCUCCGAGACAAAAGGGAAACUAUUGAGCGUACUGCAGCAGCAACUCCCGACUGAAGUUCGUAAUCGACUUCCGGAGAACUCAACUCUGUCGGAGUCAUCGUUGGAUCUUGCAAUCGCUACGUUUCAUUGCGGUCGCUGCCUUCCGGCCACACCUAUCCCUGGCCCUAAACCAAUGAAUCAUCUACAUGCGCUGGCUCAUACCCCGCUGUUUACGCGGAACGGCCAGGACGGUUCUGGACUACCGUUGGACCUGGUUCAUUUCCUGGUUGGAGUGCCGAUGAACGAAGAGCGACGGUGGAUGCCCUGGGGGGCAAUGUGCAACUUCCAAGUGGACAGACGGUUGGCCGUCAGAACUGCCAGCUUCGUCGAGAAUUUUGGCAGAGACCCGGCCACAACCACCUUUCAAGAGUUGAACGAUUUGGACGAAAUCUUUGAAUGUACGGUCUGUUCGACUUUGAGCAAAGGGAGACUCAUGUUGGAUUGGCGGUUGGCGAUUCUGCACGAGUGCGAUCCUGGUUGGCUCAUACGAGUAGACCCCCGGACUGCGAGCAUUGUUCGAGCCCGAAUGGAGGAGGAAAGAAUCGCGGAAAGAGUUAAACUCUUGGACUUGGGCUACAGCUAUAUUUCCGGGGACCGUCCAUCCUUGGUAUGUGUCCACUGCAGAUAUUCAGCGGACACUGGGAUCGAUAUUCGAGAGCACUUGGAGCAAAAGCAUGGUAUAACGGAGCCUUCCGACAACGACGUUAAAGAGUUUCUGGGAACUCGGAAGCUUGCUCUGCGCAAACCCUAUCGAUAUUGGAAGUUUGGUUCGUCGUCCUUGCUGUAA